Salvia hispanica is the source of this 743-nucleotide messenger RNA. RefSeq names its product protein translation factor SUI1 homolog 2. NCBI's taxonomy places the organism in Eukaryota, Viridiplantae, Streptophyta, Magnoliopsida, Lamiales, Lamiaceae. Gene Ontology annotation, biological process: translational initiation. The record is from RefSeq and is a predicted model, not a curated record. Gene Ontology annotation, molecular function: translation initiation factor activity.
AUCCAAACGCGACUUCUUCUGGAGUCUGCUAUAAAAGACGCAUAAGACUUCAAUUUUCACUGAUUAGCUUUCUCUGUAUUCAUAAUCACCCACUACCUUCUCUCUCUUCUCAAUCAGAUCAGGUCUGAUCAUUCCAAUCCAGUUACUCAAAUCUUGUUCUCUGUGUCACGUUUGCUGCAUCAACCAAGUUUCAUGUCUGAUCUUGAUAUCCAGAUUCCCACUACUUUUGAUCCUUUUACUGAUGCAAAUGCUGAUAACUCUAGCACUGGGUCAAAGGAUUACGUACACAUUCGAGUACAGCAGCGGAAUGGUCGGAAAAGCCUGACAACUGUGCAGGGAUUGAAGAAGGAGUUUAGCUACAACAAAAUCUUGAAGGAUCUUAAGAAGGAGUUUUGCUGCAAUGGAACUGUUGUCCAGGAUCCAGAACUAGGCCAGGUUAUUCAACUCCAAGGUGAUCAGCGAAAGAACGUCUCUACUUUUCUUGUUCAGGCUGGAAUUGUGAAGAAGGACUAUAUCAAGAUUCAUGGUUUCUAAGCUGCAGCGUCCAUCCAUCCUUAUGACCUAUUAUGAUAUGUGAAGUUUUAUAAGUGAACUUUGUUGUAUGCUCAACUUCUUUAUAUAGUCGUUGUUACGUUAUAAGUGUCAUGUGUUGUGUUGAAUUAACUUUUCCGAUUGCUUAUGGAUUAAAGGAACAAAUGCAUUGUCUUUUUGAAUAGCAUAUUCUUCAUUUCUUUUCCUGUUUC